AUGGAUCUUGCUUAUGAUCAUAUCCUAGAGGAGGCUCUCUCCCCGGAACAGGGAGCCGAACAGAAGACAAAGCCGGCGGAAACGAACACGCUCAACUCCGACCUCCAGGAAGCAUACAAAGCUAUCUCCUUAAGCCCUUGGGGUGCGAAACUAGGGGGCUUCCUUGGAACUGUAGUCAAGCAGGGCGAGUCUGUCUACAAAGAGGCCCAGAAGGAACUUACAGAGGUCGGGGAAGAAGCCACCAAGGGACUAAGUGAUCUGCGAUUAUCUAUUGUCAGUCGGACCAGAGCCAUAUCUACAGCCCAGACCCCCGCGACCAGCGAACAGACCGAGAAGAAUGGUGAAGCUAGCGGGGAGAAGGAUAUGUCGACUGAAGAGGCACUGAAGGAGUCCGAGGGCGUCCUGGCUAGAUUACGAUCCGAGGCCGCCAAACGAUUGAAGGAAAUAGAAAAGGCAGAAGAUGCUGCAGAUGAGGCACUCCUAAAAUUUGGAACAAACCUCCGAAACUUCCUUCGGGAUGCAGUCACUAUCGCACCUCCAUCCGGCGAGGAUGGUGCGCAAGGAAGUACGGUACUGUUUGAGAGCAAAGAUGCUUCCGGGAAGAGAGUCAUUCAUACUACGCGAUUUGAUGCGCAACUCCACGUUAUCCAUUCGUCUCAGGACAGCUUUACCAAGGACCCGGUCAGCGAAGAGUAUGAGUCUUGGAAGAAGACAUUCAACGCCGACAACCAAACCGAUGAGAUAAGCAAGGACUUGGAGAAGUUUACUGAGCUGCGCUCUUCCAUGGAAAAGCUGGUCCCGGAUACUGUGUCUUAUGAAGACUUCUGGGCCCGCUACUACUUUCUUCGACAUAGCAUUGAGACAGCCGAGGCACGAAGAAGAGAUCUACUCAAAGGCGCCGCAGCUUCUGCAGAAGAAGAGGUUGGAUGGGAUGAGGAAUCCGAGGAUGAGAGUGCUCCAAAGACUGCCAAGGCGAAAUCCGAGAUCGCCCGCCCUGCUUCCACUGGAUCAUCCACCACUCUCCACCCAGCAACUCCGGUCCAAGAUUCCACAUUCCUGAAGCCAGAGGAGUCACGAAAAUCCAACGACGAGGUAUCCCGGGCUGACAGUGACGGUUCCUAUGACGUUGUGGGGGCAGCUUCUGGCGCGCCUAGUCGUGCCCCCGGUAGUCCCAAAGAAUCGCCAAAAGGAGAGGAUAGCGAGGAAGAGGAUUGGGAGUAG
Molecule: messenger RNA, 1221 nt
Organism: Drepanopeziza brunnea f. sp. 'multigermtubi' MB_m1
Lineage: Eukaryota; Fungi; Ascomycota; Leotiomycetes; Helotiales; Drepanopezizaceae
Cellular component (GO): cytoplasm
Source: RefSeq, a predicted model, not a curated record